Larimichthys crocea (large yellow croaker) is the source of this 1152-nucleotide messenger RNA. It is a transcript of the gene ssr4, whose product is annotated as signal sequence receptor, delta. The record is from RefSeq and is a predicted model, not a curated record. The transcript is spliced from 6 exons. Bases 172 to 675 code for a protein of 167 amino acids. Gene Ontology annotation, cellular component: membrane; endomembrane system; endoplasmic reticulum. Lineage: Eukaryota; Metazoa; Chordata; Actinopteri; Sciaenidae.
AGAAAGCUUCGCGGCGCAACAGUCCACGUCACUGCGGCGCAGGCGCAGUGGUGCGGCGUGCUGAGCUGAGGUGGACUUUCUCCUUGUGUCGGUGUGAAAGCAGCAGUGCAGUUCAGCAGCUGGACCUCAGGAACAACACAGAACCUCCCAGAAAACAUCUCGGACAGCACGAUGAUUCGGAUAGCCGCCUUCCUCGCUCUGCUGGUGGUCGCCUGCUCCGGAGAGAGCUGCACAGACCCGGCGAUCACUCCGUCGGCCUACACCACCUCGGACGCUGUAAUCUCCUCUGAGUCUGUCUUCAUCGUUGAACUGAGCCUGGCCUGUGCCAACGGAGCGCAGAGUGUGACUCUGUAUGCUGAUGUCAAUGGGAGACAGUUCCCUGUGACCAGAGGCCAGGAUGUUGGCAAGUACCAGGUGUCCUGGAGCCUUCCUCACAAACAGGCCAGCUCUGGAACAUAUCAGGUCAAAUUCUUCGACGAGGAGUCCUACAGUGCCCUGCGUAAGGCCCAGAGAAACAAUGAAGAUGUUAAUGCCAUUGAGCCUCUCUUCUCUGUCAACAUUGACCACCGGGGUGCAUGGAAUGGCCCAUGGGUGUCUACUGAGGUGGUGGCUGCGCUCAUUGGUAUCCUGGUCUACUACAUGGCCUUCAGCGCUAAGAGCACCAUCCAAGCAUAAACAGAUUUACCAUCACUUAUUUAACCACUGGAUCGUUAAAGACUGAAUUCUGGUGGUGCUCGACCAAUGAUCCAUCAUCCAGUGUGGUUGCAAGCCUAAAAUGGAUUUUUGCCACAUGUUCUGCUGUGGGACGAGGAGCAAGAGUAGCAGUCUUAGUUUUUUUUUUUUUAUUCAGACUGUGUCUGUGUCUGUAUGCCAUCAGUCUUAUCAGUGAUUGAUCAUUGUGAGUUUGUCUGGUCACUAUGGAUGGAAUUUUGUAAUAUUUUGAUAAAACCAAACAAUAAACAAACAAAUAAAGAUCAUGUAGAUUAGAGUCUACAUCAAGAUGUUGGACUUGAACACAUGUGCUGAACACCAACAGAGAGAGGCCAAGACCUCUAUGCAUAUGAAAUGUCAAUAAUGUGACUGCACUGGCUGGCCUGAACAGGCUAAGUGUAUUUGUCUCUUCCAGUAAAAUGAAUAAAUGGCUUGUUUUUC